Messenger RNA from Lentinula edodes (shiitake mushroom), 1026 nucleotides. RefSeq lists its product as uncharacterized. Lineage: Eukaryota; Fungi; Basidiomycota; Agaricomycetes; Agaricales; Omphalotaceae. The transcript has 2 exons. Bases 292 to 915 code for a protein of 207 amino acids. The record is from RefSeq and is a predicted model, not a curated record.
GAUCUUCAGAGGCCCAUGAUAUCUGUGCUGCUCCCCUAGAUCCUCCCAAACGCGACCUAGGUUCAUUCACUUAGACUUCUUCAAAGUCCCCUCAAUUGGGAACAACUCCAAGCCUCAAUCUUCUGAACCCCACCUUAUGUAAACCUCCUCAGUGGCACCGGAGCACUUUACACCUGGGAUGCCAUUGGCAAAAAUCGAGUUGCAAAAUCUGUUUCAGUCGUUACGUCGCUCAAUCAGUGUGUGUCUGUCGAUAGUCGUUAUUCGAGUUUCCAGAAACUCGUUGCUCAGGUGAUGAAACCGGCCAUAGAAAGGCAUGGCAUGGCAUGGUUAUUAUCCUACAAGAGCCUACGAGAUAGUUCCUUACCAAUGAAUGAUGGCGCUCACCUUUCCGAAGUUCCAACAUGCCCAACGUCUUAUCUUAGCUUUCCUCCUCCGAAGCAUCUUAUAUUGUACCACUACCUCCUGUUCUUUCUGAAAUUCAAGAAGCUAAAGAGUGGUUCGCAAGAGCUUCCACAGUGUACAGGAGUACAGGAGUAUCAACAAGUAUCAGGGAGUUUCCUGUUUAAGUCCUCUCAUCCGUAUAUACCGAAGGAUCAAUCAGUCCAUAUGAAGAUUGGUGAUCAUUUCGUACACUCUACUUCACAGGGCUUCACUUACCCUGCCUUUGAAGAAUUCCAUGAAAUUAUUUCCCACUCAAACCUAGCCUCUUCAGCUCUUCAGCCCCGGCUUCAGGCCAUCGGGGCGGCGGACUAUAUAUAUAUAUUGUACCGAAUCGCAUCACACAGCAGGCCAUUGAUAAGAUCUUUUCUAGGAGUGCUUACCCUUCCUGUACCCUUCUCCCUACAAAUGCAUAUUUUUUUGGUUCAGCUGGUAUCGCUCGUUCGGCCCCAUGUACAUAGACUGGAAAUUGGAUAGGAAUGAGGCUGGUUGAAGGGAAACACAUCGACAAUCUCGAGCACCUCGUUAAAUCUAAACCGCUUACAUAUGUACGUGCCUUAUAGUAAAUAUCAACCAGGAACAGGUCGU